AUGAAAAAAUCACCACCUAUCGUGUUUAUUGCCAGACAUGGCGCCCGACUCGAUGCUGCAGACAAAAAUUGGCACUUAACCUCCCCAAGCCCCUUCGAUCCACCUCUUUCCUACGGUGGAUGGAUGCAGUCUCGGGCACUUGGUAUACGUAUAGGAAGUCUCCUAAGGGCCCGACAGUUCACUGGAGAAGACCCAGUGAGUCAGCGCACCGAUCAUCCGACCUCGGAUAAACAGGCAACACCCACCCCCGCAUCCUCGGACCUAUCCCACCAAUACAACGUCAUUGUCCAUACCUCUCCUUACCUUCGAUGCCUGCAAACUGCAAUAGGGGUUAGUGCUGGCAUCAACCAAGAAACAUCGGGCACAGAAGCAUCCGAAGCAACUAGUUCAGCUCCCACUGUCCCCGCAGUUUCAUCAAAAGCUGACCAGCGAUGUCUGCUUCGCGUCGACGCAUUUUUGGGCGAAUGGCUAUCGCCCGACUACUUUGACCAAAUCACGCCACCGCCGGGCUCGGAAAGAAUGGUGGCGUCUGCCAAAGGGGAAUUACUCCGUCGUGCCGAGGUCAUCCCACCCACCGAUGGGUUGACAAGGGCGUUGUCAGGCCACUUCCCUGGAGGUUGGCGUAGCCAGUCACAUCCUACUUCACCAAUCGAUGAAGACCGCGGCUUACAUUCCGCAGCAUCUCAGCGCCAGCGUGCCAGCACCCACGACAUUCUUCAGAAGCCUAUCCACCUCAAACAUGCAAACAAGACUCUCGGUCGCCUGGAAACAGACCUUCCGCCUACUUCAGACGCAUAUUAUGUACCGCCAACUCCCGGUUACGCUGUUUCUAACUCAGAUCCCAUUCCUACGGGAUAUGUUGCUCAUGCACGGAACGCAUGUACAAGGAUCGACUACCAGUGGGACAGUAUGCGCACUCCUUAUUGGGGUACAGGGGGCGAGUUCGGCGAGGAAUGGAGUACCAUGCACGAACGGGUGUAUGAUGGAUUUCAACACAUGAUUAACUGGUACCGGGAGCAGGAUCAAUCUGAGGACGGUUCUACGGAAUCGAACGGUGAGGUAAAUGACGGUAAUGCACAAACAGUCCUCGUUAUUAUCACACAUGGCGCGGAUUGCAAUGCUUUGAUCGGUGCCUUGAAUGGACACUCGGUUUUACUCGAUAUUAACACAGCUUCACUCACUAUGGCUGUGCGACGCAACCGUGUGAACAAACAGCAUGACAGGGACCACAUGUCUACAUCACCGGGCCCAGUGAACCAAUCGGUGUCACGGGAAUACUCCUUGCAGCUUGUGGCGUCGACAGACCAUCUGCGCCCGGGAAUAAACCCCUCACAGCUCACCUCGCUGUUAUCCCCUUCCGUUCCCAAUGUACUUUCACCGCCUCCGAUAUCUUCCUAUCGGAAUCGCCUUGGCUCUCGCCCAUCGGUCUUCCAAGAAACAUUAUCAAAUGGGUCACCUAGUAAUAGCUCUCAGGCAUGGACGCUGGCGAUGCGCCCAUCAACUAGUUCAACUACUUCUCGUGUUGCCUCUGGACUUUGGAACUCGACCGCGUCACUCACCGAUAAAGCGGAUGCAGAGGAGAACUUUGUACCGAACUUCGGUGAUCGACCGGUCAGUCAAGAUUCGACAGUCCCUGAUGGGUCAGACAAGUCUGCAGAUCUUGGCUGGACGAAGCAUUUACCCCAACGGACACAGUCACAGCGUGGUUUAUGGGGUAGUGCUCAGCCCUUGGAGGAUCGUGAAGCUGGAAAGCGGCGAUGGACGGUGGCGGAGCAAAAGCUGUGA
Molecule: messenger RNA, 1785 nt
Organism: Penicillium robsamsonii
Lineage: Eukaryota; Fungi; Ascomycota; Eurotiomycetes; Eurotiales; Aspergillaceae
Exons: 2
Coding region: 1-1785 (594 amino acids)
Source: RefSeq, a predicted model, not a curated record